Salmo salar (Atlantic salmon) is the source of this 750-nucleotide messenger RNA. Its product is annotated as carbonyl reductase [NADPH] 1-like. The record is from RefSeq and is a predicted model, not a curated record. NCBI's taxonomy places the organism in Eukaryota, Metazoa, Chordata, Actinopteri, Salmoniformes, Salmonidae. Gene Ontology annotation, molecular function: carbonyl reductase (NADPH) activity.
AACAGUGUGAUUGCAUUUGAAAAUGAUGCUCUGAAAAUAUGAUGGGUGAGGGUGACGCUAUAUUGACACAGCCUCCCCCCCAUCCCCCACUCUCUUUCUCUCCCUCUCUUGUACAAAGCAAUAAUUGAUCAUCACAUUUUUUCCCUAGAUGAUGCGACUGAGCCUUUUGGGGAACAGGCUGAGGUGACCAUGCGCACCAACUUUUGGGGCACCCUGUGGGUGUGCCAUGCUCUCAUACCCCUCCUCAGACCAAAUGCCAGAGUGGUGAAUGUCUCCAGCUUUGUUAGCAAGAAGGCUCUUGAUACAUGCGGCCCUCAACUACAAGCCAAGUUCCGUGAUACUGAGCUCUCUGAGGAGGAGCUGUGCUUGCUGAUGGGGCAGUUUGUUAUUGCUGCUCAGCAGGGAAACCAUCAGGCCCAGGGGUGGCCAAACACAGCCUAUGGCACAACAAAGAUUGGAGUGACUGUGCUGUCCAGGAUUCAGGCUCAUAUUCUGACUAAGACCCGGGCAGCUGAUGGAAUCCUACUCAAUGCCUGCUGCCCUGGCUGGGUCCGCACUGACAUGGCAGGCUCCAAGGCCCCCAAGAGUCCUGAAGAAGGAGCACAGACUCCUAUCUAUCUGGCACUUCUUCCUGAAGUGGCCAAGGAGCCACAUGGACAGUUGGUGUGGGACAAGACCGUUCAGCAAUGGUAGAGUGGAGGCAGCAGGAAGUUUACCUCAUCUCAAUCAGAGACUUGAGGAAAAUUGCAC